AUGCGUUCUCGGACCUUGUUGCCAAGCUUGUGGACAAGCCCUUCGAACAACCUGGAAUGGUUCGCCAACUUGUGCAAGCUCUACGGCUCCCACCCGAUGGACAAUCUCAAGUACGCCAUCCCGAAGACGAACGACGAUAGCUUCUCGCGGAUUGCGCUGGACUUCUGCCAGGAACAUGCCGACACGGCGCAGGCGAGUACCGAGGACAAGGACAAGCUCUGGCAAGUCUUUCUCAACACGUGCUCGGCUCGCUUCGCCCCCCGAUGUGAUUGGUCUCGGCACAUGGACAUCGCCCACCUGGAGAUUCGCACGGACGAGGACCACGCCGCGUACUCGGAGCGCGCCCGCAGCCUGCUGGCCAACGUCAAUCCCGAGCUUCACGUGGUGUGCACGUACCUCGCCGGGUUCCACGACACGCGUCUGCAGCUCUUCAUCUCGGACAAGCAGCCCAAGACUCUGCACGACGCCAUCAUCCUCGUGGACCGUUACUUCUCCAUCGUGCGCAGCAAGCGCCGCCACGACACGGCCUCUUCCGACCUCAAGCGUAGCAAGCGCUUUCCACCACAACAACCGCCGCGCUCGCACCAGCCUCGCAUGAGGAACCGUCGUCCCAAACAGCAUCAGCUUCGCAAACUGCCACCGUGCAGUCGGUGCGGUCGCACCAACCAUGUCGUCAGUGAUUGCCAUGCUCGGCGUCACGUGAAUGGCAAACAGUUGGAUGGGCCAACGGCCACCAACACGGUGCGUGUCAACCCGACACAAGCCGGUGCUGAGCUGCAUGAUGCCUCGCACGUUCCUCCGCCUCCGCCUCCUCGACCUCUUCCACGAGUUGAUCCAGCUGAGUCUGUUUCGCAGCUCACUGAGUCCGUGAAGCAAAUUGGCAUCGUUGAGGACAUGCAAUUUGACGAGGAAGGCAGGCCGGUCACCGUUGUGUCCGUGAACGCUUGCACCCGCAACUCCUCUUUGAUUAGCACUAAUGUGCUCUUCUGUAACAAGAGGCUGCGAGCGCUUGUGGACACUGGGGCCGAGAGGUCAUUGUGUAAACUCAGCAACUUUUCUGAGACACGUCCCGGAGCUAAGCUUACGCUUGCUCUCGCGGAUGGCAGCACCAGCACCACCGAUCGUUACGCCACUGGCAAGAUCGAGUGGUGUGGCCAUGUCACCAGCAUGUGCCUGCCAGCAGUGAAAGAUCUCUCUGUGGAUCUCCUGCUCGAAGGAGGGCACCGCCCCAUUGAGAAACAACUCGACCCAGUUCUUCACUGGCCACUGCCCAAGACUGCUCACGAUUUGCGACAGUUUCUUGGCGCUGCAAACUACUACAAGAAAUACAUUCGCAAUUACUCCGACUAUGUGCAACCAUUGUUCAGACACACAAGUGGCACAAAGAAAAACUCGAAGAAGCGACUGUCAAACUGGACGCAGGAUGACUCGCGAAUCUUCAACAAUCUCAAGGCCACCAUGGCCAAGUUGCCCACGUUGUGUCCCACGCUCGACCUUGAUCCUACAGAGCCACUGGAUCUGUUUACAGACUCCUCCGACAAAGCAGUCGGCGCUGUUCUCCAGCACAAGGGUCGCCCCAUUGAGUUCUACUCCAGCACCCUUUCAGUGCAUGAGCGAAACUGGCCAAUCAGGCAGAAGGAGCUGUAUGCCGUCAUCAAAGCUCUGCAACAUUGGCGUUACCUUUGUAUCGGUCGCCCCAUCACUGUUUACACCGACCACAAGUCGCUCGAGCGAGUGUUGGCACAGAACAAGAUACAGGAAGCCCGCAUUCAGCGAUGGUCGCUCUUCCUCUCAGACUUCAACGUUACUUUCAAGUACAUUCCAGGCGACAAAAACGUCGUUGCGGAUGCACUCUCUCGCACCUGCAUGGUCAGGGAGCUGCUUGAAGACGAAACAGUCAACAUCCGCUGGUCUGACUACCUCAAAGACCCUUUCUGGGAGAAGAUCAUUCACGACCUCGCGUCCUUUCCACAGUACAAACGUGUUGGCGACCUACUCUAUCACAAGAACCGCAUCUGCGUGCCAUCUUCCAGUCAUAGAAGCGUAAUGGCCAUGGCGCAUGAUGGGCUGAGCAGUGGACAUCAAGGUGUUUCCAAGUCUCAGGCCCGCGCUGCGCGCGAAUUCUAUUGGCCGGGGAUGCACAGUGCGAUUCGAGAUUACACGGACUCCCCGAAGACAUCAUCUCCGACAGAGAUCCGCGGUUCACCGCAGCUCUGUUCGUGA
Molecule: messenger RNA, 2223 nt
Organism: Salpingoeca rosetta
Lineage: Eukaryota; Choanoflagellata; Craspedida; Salpingoecidae
Exons: 3
Coding region: 1-2223 (740 amino acids)
Molecular function (GO): nucleic acid binding
Source: RefSeq, a predicted model, not a curated record